CUCCAAAAAGUCACGCUUCAUCUUGCUUUUCCCUCCCCGACUUUAAACUCCCUCCCUCUCUGGCGACUGGGAAAGCGAAGACAAUCGCAUCGGAGGCACUACACCGGCGAGCUCAUCGAGCAGAUCGAUCGAGGAGCACGAACCUCGAGCGCACCUCCGCGCGCGGCGAUGCUGAGGCUGUUCAACAGGGGCAGGGACGCCCCCUCCGACGCCUCGCCGGCCUACUCGCCUCCUUCCCCGUCGCCCUCGCCGGCGUCGGUCACCGGGCCCGCGCGGCCGAUCCGCCUCGUCUAUUGCGACGAGAAGGGGAGGUUCCGGAUGGAUCCGGAGGCCGUGGCGGUGCUGCAGCUGGUGAAGGAGCCGAUUGGCGUCGUCUCCGUCUGCGGCCGUGCUCGGCAGGGAAAGAGCUUUAUCUUGAACCAGCUUCUUGGAAAGAGUAGUGGAUUUCAAGUAGCAUCAACCCACCGGCCAUGCACUAAAGGGCUUUGGUUGUGGAGUGCACCGUUGAAGAGAAGAGCUCUUGAUGGAACGGAGUACAAUCUCUUACUUUUGGACAGUGAAGGGAUUGAUGCUUAUGAUCAAACGGGAACAUACAGCACCCAGAUAUUUUCUUUGGCCGUCCUCUUGUCUAGCAUGUUCAUCUACAACCAGAUGGGGGGGAUUGAUGAAGCUGCACUGGAUCGGCUUUCUCUUGUCACUCAGAUGACUAAGCACAUUCGUGUGAGAGCGUCUGGGGGGAAGAGUAGUGCUUCUGAGUUGGGACAGUUCUCCCCUAUCUUUAUUUGGCUUCUGAGAGACUUCUACUUGGAUUUAGUGGAAGAUAAUAGGAGAAUAACACCACGUGACUACCUGGAACUUGCUUUGAGGCCCGUUCAAGGUACUGGAAGAGAUAUAGGUGCCAAAAAUGAGAUUCGGGACUCUAUUCGAGCUCUAUUUCCAGAUAGAGAAUGUUUCACCCUUGUGCGGCCUUUGAAUAAUGAGAAUGAUCUCCAGCGGCUUGAUCAAAUAUCAAUGGAUAAACUGAGGCCUGAGUUUAAGUCUGGGUUGGAGGCCUUGACAAAGUUUGUUUUUGAGAGAACAAGGCCCAAGCAAGUCGGGGCCACUGUCUUGACUGGCCCUGUUCUAGUAGGUAUCACAGAGUCUUACUUAGAGGCCUUGAAUAAUGGCGCAGUGCCUACAAUAUCAUCUUCAUGGCAGAGUGUCGAAGAAGCUGAGUGUCGUAGAGCUUAUGAUUUAGCUACUGAGGUCUACAUGUCUACUUUUGACCGAUCUAAGCCACCAGUGGAAGUUGGCAUGAGGGAGGCACAUGAGGAAGCAGUACAAAAGUCAUUAGCUGCAUUCAAUGCAAGUGCUGUUGGUGUUGGUUCAGCAAGGAAGAAACAUGAGGAGCUUCUCCAUAAGUUCUUCAGAAUGGCUUUUGAGGAUUACAAGAGGAAUGCAUUUAUGGAGGCAGACUUGCAGUGUUCAAAUGCUAUACAUAGCAUGGAAAAGAGGCUGAGAGCAGCUUGUAAUACACCUGAUGCUAAUAUUGAUAAUGUUGUUAAGGUUCUUGAUGCUCUUUUGUCAGAAUAUGAAGCAUCAUCUCAUGGUCCAUCGAAAUGGCAAAAGCUUGCAGAGUUCUUGCAACAAAGCUUGGAAGGCCCAAUACUCGACCUUGCCAAAAGGCUAAUUGAUCGGGUUGGAUCUGAGAGGAGUUCCUUCAUGUUGAAAUGUCGGGCCAUUGAAGAUCAGGUGGGGUUGCUUAAUAAGCAACUGGAAGCCAGUGAGAAUUAUAAAUCUCAGUAUCUGAAGCAAUAUAAAGAUGCUAUCAGUGACAAGAACAAGCUUUCUGAUGAUUAUUCAAGCCGUAUAACUAAAUUACAGAGUACUUGUAGUUUACUUGAAGAGAGGUCUUCUAGCUUGCUGAAAACAUUAGAGUCUACAAAGCAAGAAUCUCUGAACUGGAAAAGGAAAUACGAGCAAGUGUUGUCUAAACAGAAAACUGAGGAAGACCAGUCUAGUUCUGAAAUUGCUAUCCUUAAGUCCCGGAGCAGUGCUGCUGAGGCAAGACUAGCUGCUGCUAAGGAACAAGCUCAGUCUGCACAAGAGGAGGCAGAGGAGUGGAAAAGGAAGUAUGAUAUUGCUGCUAGAGAAGCAAAAGCAGCCUUGGAGAAGGCAGCAAUUGCACAAGAGCGCACAAAUAAGGAUACACAAAAGAGGGAAGAUGCUCUAAGGGCGGAAUUUUCCAUUGAAUUGGCUGCAAAGGAGGAAGAAGUGAAAGAGAAGGUGGCGAAAAUCGAGUAUGCUGAGCAGUGCUUGAUCACCAUAAAGUCAGAGCUGAAGGCUGCUGAGUCAAAAAUAGAGAAUUAUGCUGUGGAGAUUAUGUCCCUGAAGAACGAAAUCAGCGCGUUGAGUGAGAAAUUUGAAACUGCAAAUGCUAAAGCCCAAUCUUUUGAAAGAGAAGCUAGGAUUGUGGAGCAGGAGAAGAUCCAUAUUGAACAGAAGUACUUAUCUGAGUUCAAAAGAUUUGAGGAAGUUCAGGAACGGUGCAGAAAUGCUGAAAAAGAAGCUCAAAGAUCUACUGAAAUGGCUGACAAAGCACGAGCAGAUGCAGUCACUGCCCAAAAGGAAAAGAACGAUAUCCAAAGGCUGGCAAUGGAGAGACUGGUCCAGAUUGAGAGAGCUGAGAGGCUUAUUGAGAGUUUGGGGAGAGAUAAAAUUGCAUUAGAAGAUCAACUUAAGGAAGCACGUAUAUCAGAGACAGAGGUCCUCUCAAAAGUCACUUUAUUAGAGGCGAGAGUGGAGGAAAGGGAGAAAGAAAUCGAGUCCUUGUUGGAUUCAAAUAAUGAGCAAAGGGCUAGUACGGUUAAGGUCCUGGAAAGUCUCCUCGACACUGAACGAAAGGCCCGUGCAGAAGCCAACAGUAGAGCAGAAGAUCUCUCGGUCAAGCUACAAUCUGCCCAGGCAAAAAUUGAUUCCCUCCAACAAAAGUUAACUACCGUUCUUAUAAAUGAAACUGCACUGGACAGCAAGCUCAAGACUGCUUCUCUCGGGAAACGGCUCAGAGCAGACUAUGGUGAAAUUGGCAUGGAAUCUGUUCAAGAUAUGGAUAUCGAUAAGGCCUCCAGAAGAAAUAAGAGGAUGCGAAGCACGACCAGUCCCCUAAAGCACAUUCAGCCAGAAGACGGUGGAUCCGUGUACAGAGGCAAUGAGGACAACCACAGCAACAAAUCGUCGCAGGAGGAUUAUACCAAGUUCACCAUGCUCAAACUGAGGCAAGAACUCACGAGUCACAAUUUCGGUGCUGAGUUGCUCCAAUUGAAGAAUCCUAGCAAGAAGGACCUCCUUGCACUAUACCAGAAGCUCGUCCUCCAGAAGUUGUGAACAUUUUGUAUGUACAGGGAAGUGCAUAUAACUUAAAAAAGGGUUUGAGUUGUAGAUCAUGUAUGACAUAGGGUGAGCUUUUUUCUUUCUGUAGAUUCUUUGCCUGAAAUUCUCUUUGGGAUUAGUCCAAAAUAUUACCGUGAGCGAACUCCCUUUUACAUGCAAGGCUAGCUAUUGGCAUUGGCUCUGCGCAAGUGUGUUGUCAGGCUUCUCCGUCAGUGUUGUUCUCUGGAUAGUUAUUUUUUAUAGUUUCCAUGGUGCCCUAAAGGAAGACUUAGUAUUUGGUGUGCUUGGUUU
Messenger RNA from Syzygium oleosum, 3660 nucleotides. RefSeq lists its product as uncharacterized. The transcript has 14 exons. The record is from RefSeq and is a predicted model, not a curated record. Bases 169 to 3363 code for a protein of 1064 amino acids. Lineage: Eukaryota; Viridiplantae; Streptophyta; Magnoliopsida; Myrtales; Myrtaceae. Gene Ontology annotation, molecular function: GTPase activity; GTP binding.